UGGCGUUUGAACUGGUACACCGUUGUCACUUGCGAAAACAAAAUGGCGGCGCGUAGGGUGGAAACGUGCAGAUUAAGGAGUGGUAGCCUAAUUAGGGGAGCGAAAUCUGAGCGGCUUGUUUUUUUACAUGCUUGCAGAGAUCGUGUUCUUCGAGGGGAAGUGCUUCACAGGCAGGAGGCUGGAGGUGUUUGGAGAAUGUGAUAACUUCCAGGACCGAGGUUUCAUGAACAGGGCGAACUCCAUCCGUGUGGAGAGCGGGGCUUGGGUGUGUUUUGACCAUCCCGAUUUCAAGGGACAGCAGUACAUGCUGGAGAAAGGAGAGUAUCCAGAAUUCCAGCGCUGGAAUGCUCACAAUGAUCACAUGGGCUCCUGCAAGCCAAUCAAAAUGCACGGGGAGCACUACAGGAUGGAGCUUUUUGAGGGUCCGAACUUCACUGGUCAGUGUGUUGAACUGUGUGAUGACUGUCCCUUCCUCCAGAGCACUGGAUUCAGCCAGAACUGCCUCAACUCCAUUAAAGUCUACGGAGACGGAGCUUGGGUCAUGUAUGAAGAGCCGAACUAUCGUGGCCGCAUGUACAUCCUGGAAAGAGGAAACUACUGCUCAUUUAUGGAGUGGCAAGCUGAGAAUCCCAACAUCCAGUCUAUCCGCAAAGUGGUCAAUUAUUUCUAAACUUUUAAAGCAGCAUUGCUCUUAAAGGAAAAUCAAAGAAAUUCUCUAUAUAAGUAUACUGACCCCAAAUAAUAAAUCAAAUAGUCUGAAGUUUAUCUUUGAUUUAUAUUAAUGAUUUACAUAGCUAUGUGCUUUUUAUCUUUAUGGAAUUUCAAUGAUGAAUCAGUUAUUUAAAAAGAAUAUGCAAUUAGCACAGAAAUAUUCUUGUAUGUUUUAUUUUGUAUUUGUACUGAGGCAAUGAGCUGAAAUAAAAGUGAAUUGUGAAAAUACAUUUUUUCUUUUCAGAACAUUCAGUGGCAUUCUGUAAUAAAUACACUGCAAAAAAUGA
Megalobrama amblycephala (Wuchang bream) is the source of this 998-nucleotide messenger RNA. RefSeq names its product crystallin, gamma N1 (gene crygn1). Lineage: Eukaryota; Metazoa; Chordata; Actinopteri; Cypriniformes; Xenocyprididae. The record is from RefSeq and is a predicted model, not a curated record. Bases 128 to 670 code for a protein of 180 amino acids. Gene Ontology annotation, biological process: lens development in camera-type eye; visual perception. Gene Ontology annotation, molecular function: structural constituent of eye lens. The transcript has 4 exons.